Molecule: messenger RNA, 1737 nt
Organism: Aureobasidium uvarum
Lineage: Eukaryota; Fungi; Ascomycota; Dothideomycetes; Dothideales; Saccotheciaceae
Source: the annotation of a GenBank genome assembly
AUGCGCGCUUCCACUCUCAUCGCCGGAGCCGCCUUGGCUGCCAGUGCCUUUGCCAGCCCUAUCCUCAAGCGCGAUCUUGUGAUCGACACUGUCUAUGACACCGCCUACGAGACAGUCUACGUUACCGAGACCGACGACACUACAAUCCCCGUCACUGUCGCUGCCCCGGCCCCAACCUCGGACUCGGCUCCUGCUGAGCAGCCUGCCGUCACGACCGAGGCCGCCACGACUUCUCAGUACUAUGGUCACCGUCACUCAUGGUACCAGCCUGCUGCUCAGUCGUCGGCUGCCCCUGUCGUCACCGUGGUCACCACCGAGGCUCCCGCUGCCACCGUCGUUUCGUCGGCUACCUCAGCUCCCGUCGCUGCCUCGUCAUCCGCUGAUCCCAAGGCCGCUAUCCCCCCUGCCCAAGGAUGGACCAGUGCCUGGACCAGCUCCUGGACCGUGACCCCUUCUGCCGAACCUACCACUGCUGUUGCUACUUCUUCUGCUGCUCCUGCAGCCACCACUGAGGUGAGCUUACUUGAAUCGUUUCAUCAUCUUCUUUCUCGUGAUUCUUUACACCCUCGUGUGAACUUUGAAAGCCUUAUGGCCCAGAUGUUCCACCCUUCCUCCUCCUCCUCCCAAGUCAAGCGUGCCACUUCAACGAUCAAGACAACCACGACGGUCAAAGCACCUACUUCAACGAAGAAGACUACUGUCAGCUCGAAGAAGGCAACUUCGACGAGCAAGAAGUCUUCUUCUUCUACGAAGAAGGUGUCGACGAGCCAGAAAGGAACUCCUAUCUCGACGAAGAAGGUUUCCACGACCUCCUUGAAAACCUCGAGCACCAAAAAGGUCUCUUCCCUCUCCCCUUCUACUGUUGAAAGAGUUGCUACUAUCCCUGCCUCGCGCAAAGCUUGCAAGCGCGAGUCAUCUGUUGCAUCCCCAUCCAGUUCCCUCAAGUCUACAUCGACUACCAUCAAGUCUACUCCCUCCCUCCUCUCUUCCCCCAAGCCAGCAUCAUCCACAUUCAAAUCUUCCUCCACAUCAGUCAAAGUCACAUCUACUUCAUCUCGCCCUUCCUCUACCAUUCCUCCUACUUCCAAGACCACACUUUCCCAGUCCAAGAGUUUUUCCAAGUCGUCAUCAUCGUCUUUGAGAAAGUCUUCGACAUUUACAACGAUCAGCAGUGCUAAGACAACAAAACAGGCUAGCUCCACCAUUGCCGCUCCCUCUGGCAAGGCCACCACCUACCAGCAGAUCGUCAUUGACCACCACAACGUCCACCGUGCCAAUCACUCUGCUUGCAACCUCGUUUGGGACGCGCAGCUCGCCGCCACUGCCCAGCAGAUCGCUGCCACUUGCGUCUACGCCCACAGCAUGGAUGUCAACGGCGGCGGCUAUGGUCAGAACAUCGCCGCUGGUGUCGAGGCUAACAACGUCUCCGCUGUCAUUACUGAGCUCUUCUACAACGGCGAGGUUGGCUACUACAACAACCUCUACGGCCAGGCCAACCCCGACAUGACCAACUUCGAGAAGUGGGGUCACUUCUCUCAGCUUGUCUGGAAGGGUACUACCAAGGUCGGCUGUGCCACUCAGUACUGCUCUGGCGGUCUCGCAAACGUUGGUCAAUACGUCUCUCCCCACUUCACUGUCUGCAACUACGGUGCUCCUGGUAACUACGCUGGUGAAUACGCCGACAACAUUGGUGCUUCGCUCAACCAGCCCACCCAGGACUGGUCCUAUAACCUGUAA